AUCGUUUGAUGGCGAUUGUCUCGCCAUCUACUGAUCUUCUAGCACUCCUCACCUUUCUCAUCUGCCUCCUCCGUUGUUGCGACGCGGGAUAUGAUGUCGGGGUCUACAGCCCAAUAAUUUUGAUCCCAUGUAUCAGUUGCCCCAACCUGGAGGCGCGGCUGACCAAUGUCUACGUGUCGUCACUACCUCGCUGCGGUGCGCUCAAGGGGAAGGGGUGGUUCUCGUUCUGGAACAACACAUCUGACCUGGUCCGGCACAACUACGUGUCAUGCUUCGAGGAGCAUAUGCGCCUCGUCUAUGACUCCGCUCUCAAAGACUACCGGAACCUACCUGGUGUCGAGACGCAUGUGCCAGACUUCGGCUCCGCCCAUGGAUUCACCUCAAAGAACCUCGAUUCGAGCCAUAAGGGAUUUUGCAUGACAAGGGUCCUCGAAGAGCUUGAGUUGCUUGGGUAUCGUGAUGGAGAUACCCUUUUCGGAGCUCCCUAUGACCCACAGCAUGCUCCGCCACUGCCAGGCCAGCCAUGUCAAGUGUUCUCGGACUACUUUGCCCGUUUCAAGGUUCUGGUGGAGCACGCAAGCGAGAAGAACCAGGACAAACUGGUCAUCCUCAAGUUCAUUAACUGGACUCCCAUAACAUGGAGUAAGAAACUCAUCAAGCACCUGGUCCUCAUAUUGCCCGCACUUCCAGGAGGCUUUAUGGAGGCGCUCACGAACCUCGCCUCAGGACCGAAACCCCUUGUUGUCCCGACAAUUCCGCGCUUGAGUUUGCGGCCAAUGUGGAGAACCUUCGCGAGUGCCCUUUUAUUCCUCCCAUCUUCCCUGGUUUUUGGUCACAGGCCGCUCGUGAUCACCAAAAACAAGAACUACUCGGCGUAUGACUACAAGGACUUCCUUACGGCAAUCGGUUUGAACACCGAGGUCAUGCAACGAGUGCUUUCGACGAAGCUGAGAGUUGAUGCACCGAUGGUGCUAAUAACAUACCUCAACGGCGUCGGCGUGCAAACGCCGGAGCAGGCAGUAUACUGGGAUGGUAACUUCGAUGUGGCUUCCAAGAAUGUAUAUGGCGAUGGAGACGGGGUUAUGAAUUUGGUUAGCGUUCUUGCUCUCGUGAAUGAUUUGCAUAGACAACAACAUGCUAACAUACACUGUAAGUUCAUCAAGAUUGUUAAUGCUACACACUCUGACAUUGUUGUUCAGGAGCAUUCGCUCAAGAAGAUCAUGUAUGAAAUUCUAGAAGCAAAUCACUGA
This is a messenger RNA of Aegilops tauschii subsp. strangulata, 1250 nucleotides long. Its product is annotated as lecithin-cholesterol acyltransferase-like 1. The record is from RefSeq and is a predicted model, not a curated record. Lineage: Eukaryota; Viridiplantae; Streptophyta; Magnoliopsida; Poales; Poaceae. Gene Ontology annotation, biological process: lipid metabolic process.